Messenger RNA from Aspergillus udagawae, 1050 nucleotides. Its product is annotated as putative short-chain dehydrogenase. NCBI's taxonomy places the organism in Eukaryota, Fungi, Ascomycota, Eurotiomycetes, Eurotiales, Aspergillaceae. The coding region runs from base 1 to 1050 and encodes 349 amino acids. The transcript has 3 exons. The record is from RefSeq and is a predicted model, not a curated record.
AUGCCGGCCCCCUACAGUACUCAUACCACCACGGACGAACUUGUGACUGAUUACGCCCCCCUUAUCAAAGGUAAGGUCAUUCUGACCACGGGCGUUUCCUCAGGCUCCCUUGGUGGCUUCUUCGUCCAAUCCAUUGCCAAGGCUAAGCCUGAGUGGCUUAUCCUGGCCGCUCGCAAUGCCGAUAAACUGGCCCAGAUGGCAGCCGAGAUCACUAAGGCCCAGCCUGAGGUGAAGGUCCGUACACUGCAACUUGACUUGGACUCCUUGAAAAGCGUGCGGGAUGCAGCCGCACAGGUCAACUCCUGGGAUGAUAUCCCUGUUAUUGAUGUCCUUGUCAACAACGCGGGAAUUAUGGCAGUGGAUUACAAGCUCUCCCCUGACGGAUUCGAGUCCCAUCUGGCAACGAACCAUCUGGGGCCGUUCUUGUUCACCAAUCUGAUCAUCAAGAAGAUUGUGGCCGCAAAGGAACCAAGAAUCGUUGUUGUCAGUAGCGAUGGCCAUCGGUUGAACCCGUUCCGGUUCGAUGACUAUAAUUUUGAUGUAGGUCGUUCCAUGACUGCUAGAUAUCCACCACGAACGUCUGGAACACUAACAAAGACGACACAGGAUGGGAAGACGUACAACCGGUGGUACGCCUAUGGUCAGAGCAAGACCGCUAAUAUGCUGUUGGCUAUUUCUCUGGCUCAGAAACUCGGAAUAAAAUAUAAUCUCCAGGCAUUCAGCCUCCACCCAGGAGUCAUCUGGACCAAUCUGGGCAAUCAUUUGGAUUGGAAUGUUGAGUUUGGGGAACUACGCAACGCGGACAAGUCUCUGGGUAAUCGGGAAGGAUGGAAGGAUUUUGAUGCCAAGCCACUGGAGAGAGGUGCCGCCACCCAUAUCUACGCAGCAUUUGACCCAAGUCUCAAGGCCAACAACGGGGCCUACCUGCUCGACUGCCAUGUGGCCGAUCCUCUGGUAGACACGGUCAAACCAUGGGCCACCAGUAGUUUUGAAGCCGAAAGACUAUGGAGACUGAGUGAGAAGCUGGUUGGGCAGGAGUUUUCCUACUAG